GAUCGGGCCAGAACGAACAAGUCUGCGGACCGGGACGGACUGCCGGUGCACGCACGUACGGACGAGAAAGAGACGAAGCAGUCAGCGUUGGAAUCGAUUGGGAGCCGCGGCAGCAGAGGCAGAGUGCGCGAGCCAGCGAGCGACGAGUCAGUCAGAGACGGACGGGGAGUCGAACUCGGGCCACGACGUUCUUUGAUGGGGGAUUUCAAACUGAGUGCGUCGGCGGCGAGCACCAACGGCACCAUCAGCACGUCCAGCACCUGCGGCAGCUCUGCGAACAGCAGCGCGUCUGCAGCCGGCGACUUCUACGCGUCGUACUUAGCCGGUAUUAGUGUCGGAGGCGGCUCGUCCGGGGGCGGCAUGCCGGCUGACAGCCUACUAAUCGAGAAACCCUCCGUGUCCGCAGGUAGCAAGAUGUCACCGAACCCGCCGAUGGCCGAACAACUGGACGGAGGCAAGGCGGCCAAGGAGGCGGCCGGCCUCUUGGGUGACGUCGACGAACAAGCGGCCACCAACGGAGAUUGCAAGCAGGAGCAGACCUACCACCACCACCAGGUCGACGGCCCUUCCCAGCAGAACAACACGCCCUGGUCGGACGACCUGCUGCUCAACGUACACAACGGCCUGCCCCCGGCGGCCGCCUACUUCGGCGGCCUCCAGCAGCAGCAGCAGCAGCAGCCCCGCCGGCCCAUCACGGCCGCCUUCCCCAUGCAGGCCGCCAGACACAUGACGCAGCCCAACAUGUUCCUGGCCGCGGCGGCCGCCGCGCAGACCAAGCCGGCCUCCGUGUGGUCGGCGGCCAGUCCUCCGCAGGGGGCCACCCCGCCCCACCAGCCGCCUCCGCAGUCGGCCUGGAACUCGGCGGGGCCGCCCAUGGGCCACAACCCGUGGAACGCCCGCGGCCGCUCGGUGCCCAACCUCAACCCGAUGGCCGCCGGCCCGAUGGCCAACCGCAAGCCGAGCCCCACCUUCAACCACCAACACCAGAACAUGCAGGUCAUCUCGCCCUCCAAGUACCGACGCAGCACCUCCUACCCUGGCAAGAACACCCUCUACCCUCCGGCCGGCGCCUACGACAUCGCAGCCCUCGAGGACAACAGGGACACCUUCGCCUAUCAGGACCGUCUGCCGACCACCAACGGAGCGAGUCCCCUGGACAACAUGCGCAGCCUCGAGCACUACCUCAACGAUCUGAUGCGCAGCCAGGGCACCAGCAACGGUGAACCUCACGAACUCAAAGGCUUCAUCAACUGCGGUACGGCAACCCUACAAAGUCUCGCCCAGCUGCACGGCAAAAGUCCGUUCUUCACUGGCUUGGACGAGAGCGGCGGCGCCUUACUGGACGACGGCGGCCACGGUGGCCUCGGCGGGCUGGGCCUCGGGCCCCACCCGGGCCUCGUCGGCGAGGCCGGCGGCCCCCAGGGAAUGCCCAACUCGGCGCAACCCCUGUCGUCGCCGUCGCGCUCGUCGCCACACAGUCAAGGCUCCGAGACUGGCGAGAGGUUCUCGCGCAAGGUGUUCGUCGGCGGUCUGCCUCCCGACAUUGACGAAGAUGAGAUCACAGCUAGUUUCCGCCGUUUCGGCCCCCUGGUUGUCGAUUGGCCGCACAAAGCCGAGUCCAAGAGCUACUUUCCACCCAAGGGCUACGCUUUCCUCCUCUUCCAGGACGAGAGUUCCGUGCAGCAGCUGAUCGACGCGUGCAUCCAGGACGACGACAAGCUGUACUUGUGCGUCUCGUCGCCCACCAUCAAAGACAAGCCGGUGCAGAUCCGGCCGUGGCGCCUGUCGGACGCCGACUUUGUGCUGGACGCGUCGAUGCCUCUGGACCCGCGAAAAACGGUGUUCGUCGGCGGCGUGCCUCGGCCCCUCAAAGCUGUGGAACUGGCCAUGAUCAUGGACCGUCUCUACGGAGGAGUCUGCUACGCUGGAAUCGACACAGAUCCUGAGCUCAAGUAUCCAAAAGGCGCGGGUCGAGUAGCAUUUAGCAAUCAGCAGAGCUAUAUAGCAGCCAUCAGCGCUAGAUUUGUCCAACUGCAGCACGGAGACAUCGACAAGAGGGUUGAAGUGAAACCUUACGUGCUUGACGACCAAAUGUGUGACGAGUGUCAGGGCCAACGCUGUGGAGGAAAGUUUGCCCCAUUCUUCUGUGCUAAUGUCACAUGUCUUCAGUACUACUGUGAACACUGCUGGGCCACAAUCCACUCAAGACCCGGCCGCGAAUUCCACAAGCCACUAGUGAAAGAGGGCGCCGACCGACCCCGCGCGGUGCCGUUCCGCUGGUGUUAACCACGGCAACUCUUAGGCACAGCUUAAAUUUUGGGAAUUGGGAGUAACUAAGCAAGAAAUUUAGCGUCAAGAAAAUGUUAAUCUAUUGACUAAGUAGGUUUCAAUUUUGGGGUGGCACUUGGCUGUUUUUAUUUGACUUCUCGGUUCGAGGCGGCGCCGCACUCGCGCCGCCCAACACUCGCACUCGCUGCGUUUUAACUCCUUGUUGUCCUUAUCUUUUCUGUUUUUAGUCUUCUCUUUUUGGCGGGCGGCGGCCGACGGGCGGCAGCGAAAAAUAGUACCUGCACCCAUGGCGAACCCCCGCCCAAAUUUAGCGAGCGUCACCCCAACUAUCUCUCUCUCACACACACACUCUCACUCACACACACACACCCACGGUUUUAAUUGAUGCUUAUAUCAUGUCUAGGCUAGUGGAAUUAAUCGUUUUUCAGUUUUAUAUAAAGCAACUGACCCUUAUGUAAUCGAUACGGAAAAGACACGUUGGCGUCGGUCCGGCGCUCUUUCGGCCGGACGCACACACUUUUCACACUUUUGUCACGCAUAGGGGGGUUUUUGGUCAAAAAAUUCUCUGCCAAAAUUUCUUCACAAAAUAUCUAGUUAAACAAAACGUGUAAAUAAUCACACACACACACACACACAGACAGACACACACAAGCGAAAACAUGCUCGCAGCGUCAUCAGCAGUCGCUCUUUGUACAGCUUUUUCAAUGUGAUAGCUUUUUUCUCUCAGAAAAAAUGACUGUUUUCUAUUUGAAUAAUUAAUUAAUUAAAAAGAAGAAGCCAUUUUUCACAGCUGUAUAUAAUCAUAGGAUGUAGUUUUUAACUAAAAAAAAGAGAAAACAACACGAAACGGAGAUAAAAUGUGAGUCGGUCCGCUUCGGACGCGACGCGCGAGUAGUUGCAAAUUCUUUUUACUAGUGAUGAUGAACAGAAAAACGCUGUUUUUAUGUGAUUUAAUAAGUGUAAGCCCUUAACAGAAGAUAUCCGAAACAUAAAAAGUAUUAUUUACCCUUGCGAGUACCGACAAAACUUGCAAAAGUCGCGAUUGGCAGAGAUUUUUUGUUUCGACGCACUCGGGAGUUUUUUAUUUUCCAUACGAGCAGAGAAUUCGAAACGAAUUUCAUGUAACGUAUUAGAAAGAAAAAAAAAUGUUGAGAAUCUCCCAUUUGGAAAACUAUCGCGGUACAAGUUGUUUGUUGAUAUGAGAAAGAAAGAAAGAAAGUAAUUUCUUUGCUAAUUAAUUACACUUACUACGCAACUUACACACACACUACCUUUGAAACAACUGGAACCCACACAUAAUUUUUACUAGAUUGCUCAGGCUGUUGAAUUUCUGAAGCGAAAAUCGAAUCGACACACACAAGCGAGUUCGAGACGUACUGGUUUUUUGUUACACACGACGACAUGAUGAAUAGGGUAUAAUAAUCGGUGCGCACACACGCAUAAUUAGUCGAUCAGAUAAUUGAAAAAUUACAAUAAUUAAUUGUCUCUCACAUACUUAACGCAUUCACACACUCAUGUAAUAGCAGACAGACAGAUGCAGAUUUUUGAUAAGCGGAAUUAAGAGCAGAAGGUGUUUGUCGGUUUUAAUUUUUUAUUUUAGAAAGUGGUACGUAGCAAUUGAAUAACGAUGCUAUUUUCUGCGCAUAACAAGACUGGUCCUUUUUGUAGGGAAUAACGUGAAAAAAAAAAUAACAAACAAACAAAUAGAGAAUGAGAGAGAAGAAAGGCGGAUCACUGUGGUAAAAACGACAAACGAAAUCAAUCAUAACGAAUCACACGCAUAAAAAACAAACUCUUUCGUUCUUCCCACCUUGGAUCAUUCACACACACAAACGCGAAAAAGCAAAUUGAGAAUUAAUUUUUAAUUGGUCGUUUUGAUUUGUAGAAUUUUGUUUCCGGCGCCCCACUCGGAUUUUGCGUCGUGACCAUCGUAGGCCGUCGCACGACUGAAUUUUUACAAAACGUAAAUUUGUACGAGCUGCUCUGCUUUUGUAGAAAAUUGUGAUACCCACGCGAUGAAUGAGAACUUUAGUCACUUUCGUCAGCACCAACUCGACUGACGCGCGCGCGCCUCAUUGUUAUUUAAUUCCUAAUUUGAGUCUUUUUUAAAUAACUGACGGGUCUUAACUUUUUGUAAAUCAAAACGAGUUCUUAUACCAUAUUAAACUAUUAUUUAAUUACACACAGUAGUCAGCAAAUCGUUAUAUAUUUAUUUUGCAAAGAGAGAAAAUAAUAAGCAACUUUAGUUCCUAUGUCGAUUUUAUCGUUUACAAAUUGAAUUUGCAGUCGACUUUUAUUAUUUGUACAUAUAUGCAAACAAAAAUUUGUACAUAUGUAAUAAUAACUAAUUUUGGACACAAUCCGCCAACACAUUGUUUUAGUUGUUAAGUUGUCUGUGUAAAUAAUUUGAUUUUUCUUUUAAUUGCGAAAAUCUCUCGAGGUCUACAAAAGCAAGCAACUCCGAGUGGGCACGACUUAUUAGAUUAUUGUAUUACUAGUUUUUAGCCAAAAAAAAAAGAAGUUACCUACAGAAAACAAACACCGUUUUUAAACCGAUUGUUUUCGCCAUUUUACUCAAUUGUAUCCGUUGCAAAUUACCAAGCAAAGCCUUCUACGAGUAAUAAUAUUAAUGAUUAAUGACGCAAUUUAAUACAUAACCUAAUCAGGCACAGAAAUUUUUCACACGAAAUCACUCGCAAAAUUUUUAACUAAAGAAAUUCAAAUUUCUCUGGAACGGGAACGUCGCGAUCUGGUAAAGUGCGGGGAAUGAAACGGAAAACUUUUGAGAAGGAAGCAAGUUGAGAAAAAAAAUUACAAGGAGAAUUCAUUAACAACCAACAACCUAUUAAAUAUUUUCAAUGUAUUUGUGUGAUAAUAACUUAUUAUUAUAUGAAAAAAAACUACAACUCGUCAUUACUUGAAUGUCUUAACAACUACUAUAUUAGAUGAUAAUAAUAAUUAAAAAUGCACGAUGCUAGUGUUUUUCAAAAUAAAAUUUUGGAUGUUGACGAUGAGGAGGAAGAGAGUGCGGGAGAAAACUGAUUUUUACACUCGUUGCGAAAAAAGAGGAAUUAAACUAACCUUGACGAACUCCUUUGAUUUAGAUACUGAGCGAUGUAGAAUGCCAAAAUUUAAAAAUGGAACAUUCUGCUGUAAUUUUUUAUUCUGCCUCAAAGGUGAAAAAAGAAGGAAAACUCUCGGAAAAAUAACUGUUACAAAAAAAAAACUAAUUUUAAUAUCUUGUAUGACUUUUCACACUACUAUAUAAAUACUGAGAAUAGGAAUAUGUGAUGAAUGGUUGGUCAUUUUUUCAAUGUGCAAAAUUGUGCAUUGCAAGUUAAGGGAAAAAUUCAUACAAAACUGGUUUGGAAAAAAAUCACACAUAAAACUAUACACGCUACACUUUCGGGUUUUAAAAACUCCCAAAAAAAAAAAAAUUAAACUAUGAUGUAUGGAUAAAAUAUUAUUGCAUUGAAAAGUUGCCAUUUUCACUCAACAAGCCCCAACACACAAAAAAGUCGCGGUUUACGGUUAGUGAUUUUACUAUACACACAGAAAUAUGGUGAGGUGCGAAAAAUUUCCAUUUUUUUACCCGACACUCGCAGCUCUUGACGACGACGAUACGAUCCUUUUCCAAAAUCAAAAAAAUUUGUUUCCUCAGCCUUUGUUUUCUGUUAUUUGUUCUGAUUUAUUUUUAUUUUUUGAGAUGAUGUGGAAAACUACUAAGUUAUUGAAUAAGUUAUGAUAGAAUGUAUAAUUUUCGUUGUUGCUUCUUGAUAUAAAAACAAACAAACAAAAAUAUACUUACCAAGUGAAUGUGUUAAAUACUUUGUUGUAAAACUGGCGCGCCUUUGUCUGAAACGAAUCCCCCCCCCCCCCCCCCCACCGGAAAAAUCCUCCGGAUAUGUUUAUUUUUAUUUUUCUGUCCCCUCGCAAGGAGAAAUCUCACAGUUGGAUGAUCAGAAAAGGCGCUGCAAGUUGAAGGAAAAUUUUGUUAUCGGCAUAUCCUAUUGGUAUUUUCACAUCACACUAGUGUUAAUCGAAGAAUAGCUGUGUUGUUUUUUGUAUAACCAAUAUCGAUAAAAAGUAACUGAUAAAAAUUAGCGAGAAGUAUAAAACCAGAAAAACCAAAAAUACUACUUUGUGUAUUUUUUAGCCAAAUAUUUUGUGCUUGUUUAAUUCUUUCGAGAGGAAUUCAAUUAAUACGAGAGUGGAACAUUUGCAGUUUUAUACGAAAAAGUUAAAAAAGGUGAAAAAGCAAGCGAGCUGUUGAUUUUGCCUUUAUAGCAUGGAAAUUAAUCUUAUAUAGCAAACAAAAAACUUCUCAAUGCAAAGUUGAUAUUUCGUUUUUAUUACUAUCAUUAUUUUUUUCAGUUGAUUUCAUAUAUUUUUCUUUGUAGUUUUAUAAAAAAAUAAAAUUGAUGAUUUGAAUUUGCUUUUCGUUUUUAUUGUUCUCCUUUUGUUAUUCCUUUUGCAUGUAUACACGGAUUUGGAGAAAGGAAGGAAAAACGCUCCUCCUCGCACCCCGGCUUUGAUGACGAACAGCAAAAUUUCGCAACAAUUGAAAAACACACGUACACACACACACCCAAUAUCAAACUGCCUGUAACUUUAGUCUCUAUAGCCUCUCUGGUACAAAAUAAUUAAGAAGUUUUCAGUUCCGAUCUGAAACGUUUGUACAUACAUGAUUGAUUAAUUACUACGCUAAUCAACUGACUAAUUAAGGCCACACACAAACAAACAAACAAACUCACUCGCAAAUUAUUCAUAUAUUAACAAAAUAUUAUAUAAUAUAAAAUUAACUACAAAGCUGGUUCCCUACGUAGCAAUAUGACACUAAUUCGUAAUUAAAUAAGAAUUAAUAAUUUCUGGCCAACUUUACAAUUCUUUCGAAUCGGGCAAAGAAGAAGUCGGAAAAAUCCACACACACACACACACACACAAACACACACUUCGUCACAAACAACGUUGAACAACCAAUUGCGAUGGCAACUCCUAGGAUAACAAUACAAUUGAGAGUUGAUGAUUAAUUAGCUGAUCUUAUUCGCACACUCGUGUAACACACUUGAAAUUGUAACAAUACUCACAAGAAAAUAAUAUUAACAAAGACGAACAAAAAAUAAAUUAGCGAGACAAACAAAAAAGCCACAGCUGGUGUUAUUUUAACUCGGUGUUUAUAUCAAUGGAAUUAAUUAUUAUAUACCGCGAAAGGAUAAGUUUAGCUCUCUGAAUAACUACUAAAUAUUGUAACCGUUCUUCACACACGCUCCGAAAAAAAAAUUAAGCAAAUCUGUCUCGUUGUAAGGAAUAUAUAGAGUUAAUUAAUUACAUACACUCAAAUUAUUUUUUCAUGUCCCCCACCCGAAGUGAGCAUAAAAAGUUAUAUUAUUUGUGCAGCUUCUCGAUUUUAACCACACAUACACACGAAAAACUAACGCUAACCGUUGUACAUUAUUAACAUAAAGGGCAAGUUACAAUUAGAGAGCAGUUUUUGGCCAACCACGAAAAUGGAUUAAUAUAAUAUUCAUCGUAGCUGUGAAUUUUAACGGUUAUUUGAGCGCGAGACGUAGAGGAUGUGAUUGUUUUUUGUAUUGAGCAACGGCAUGCGUGAUAUAAUUAAACACCGCGCGAGUAUAAAUGAGAUGUAUUUAACCAUUUUUAAGAAGAAUUCAGCCAACACGACUCAAAUCGCAAAAAAAGAAAUGGUUCUCUCAUGUAAAACAUUUCAUGUUUAACCUCGGAUUUAAGGCAAAAGAAGAAGAAGAAAACAGAAAAGAAAUUCAUGAUACUCUCGUGUAAUAAUAUCUCUGUAAUAAGGUGGAAAAAUAAACAAAUGUCGUCACUUGGAAUGACAGUUAAAGAAUUUUGGCUCCACUGCAUCUGAUUUUAAAAUGGAACAGAAAAAAUGGAUACACACAAAUGGCUGAAUACUUUUUUCAGUUAAAAGCGAGUUUAAAGGACCUCUCUGGUGUUUUAUUUUUAUUCUUCGUUUUUUACAAUCUCAAAUUCAUUAAACUGCAAUCAAGAUUGCUAUCCAAAAAUUCAAAUGGCUAAGGAAUGAAACAGGAGAUAAUUUGAUGAAAAUUACUGAGAUCGAACUGAAAUGCAAAUGAUUUUGGUGGGAGAUUUUGUGUGUGUUUAAUUUUUUUUUUCUAGAAUUAUAGAAUAAAAAUAAUUACCAAGCAGAGUCUGCCUUUAGUGAAAAUUUUUUUAAGAAUGAAAUAAUUGCUAUUCAGCCAGCGUUUAACUUCAAAUCAAGUGGCCUUAUUCUUUAACUCGAAACACACAAAAUACAAAAUCGGAUUUCCGCGAAAUUAAUCUCUUAAAAAGCUUCAUACAGAUCGAUAUGAAAAGAUACGCUGCAUUUAAAGGACCCUCGUACGCAUACUCUCUCUAAUAUUAAUUAAUUACUUGUAAUCAAUCGAUCAGCAAUACACUGCAGUCAAAAUCAAUUUCUUAUUCCCACGUGCAAAUUUCUUUGAGAAUGAAAUUUAAACAACAAAAAAUACUUUUAGAUACACUCGUUUGAUAUUCAAAGAAGGUUUAGUGUGAUAGGUGGUGAGGGCUGGUAAUUACAAUUAAUUUUUUUAACUAUGAUGUACACCCCUUUUGUAACACAUUUUUGAGCCGCGCGCGCGUAAACGAGAGCACAAUUAAUUCAAGACCGAAAUACGUAUAUUUAAAAAUUGAGUGGCCCAAGAAACAAUUAAUGGGGGAGAAAUAACGGAGCAUCUCAAAAUCGCGGCAUUUCAUUGAAAAAAGAAAGAAAGAAACAGAGGAGAGACCUUUUUACGAUUUUGCAAUCUCACACUCACUCACUUACACAUACAAGUUGUAAACAUGAUAAUAACAAUAUGGUAUUUUGCAUAUCUUUUUGAGACGCAUUCCUCUUUGCAUUGUACUAUAAUAAAACCUAGUGUGUAAAAAUCUCGUAUUUGUAAAACUUUCUAAGGUGUACCACGCGCGAGAUGUGGAGAGGGAAUUUUCAUUGAUCAUUAUAUAUUUCCGGAAAAAAAAAACCAAAGAGAGAGAUUGAUGUAAAAUGCAGCCAGAAGUUCUGUCUAUUUCUGAUAAGUACUCGGACCUACGAUUUAUAUAAGAAGGAACCACUCUCUCACUCUCACAUACCUAGGCUUUUCUGACGUGUAUAAUUAAUAAAGUGUAAAAUUACGAAUCUAUUUUCUACAUGAUGUAAAGCGACGAACGAUAUUUAAUCGGUUGAAUUAAAAACUCGCGAUUAAUUGAGACGCACUCACGUACUGGCUACACGAUAGUUGAUCCAUUAAUUCCCAUUUUAUAAAUGAAUAAAAAUAAAUAAUUGACAAAAAAAAAAUAAUAACAC
Neocloeon triangulifer is the source of this 9631-nucleotide messenger RNA. It is a transcript of the gene orb2, whose product is annotated as cytoplasmic polyadenylation element-binding protein 2. Gene Ontology annotation, biological process: negative regulation of cytoplasmic translation. The transcript is spliced from 9 exons. Gene Ontology annotation, cellular component: nucleus; neuron projection; synapse. Gene Ontology annotation, molecular function: mRNA 3'-UTR binding; mRNA regulatory element binding translation repressor activity; translation factor activity, RNA binding. The coding region runs from base 196 to 2286 and encodes 696 amino acids. NCBI's taxonomy places the organism in Eukaryota, Metazoa, Arthropoda, Insecta, Ephemeroptera, Baetidae. The record is from RefSeq and is a predicted model, not a curated record.